This is a messenger RNA of Eufriesea mexicana, 2528 nucleotides long. RefSeq names its product phosphofurin acidic cluster sorting protein 2-like. The transcript has 7 exons. Lineage: Eukaryota; Metazoa; Arthropoda; Insecta; Hymenoptera; Apidae. Bases 51 to 1529 code for a protein of 492 amino acids. The record is from RefSeq and is a predicted model, not a curated record. Gene Ontology annotation, biological process: protein localization to plasma membrane.
CCUGUGUUGCCCGUUGCAUUUUGCGCGUGGUUCGUGUGGUGUAUCCUUUGAUGUUGAUACGUUUUAAGCGCGGCGUGGAUAGGCAAAGCGAUGACAGUUCCCGAAGAGCUGACAGCGACUCGCACCCGGAGAACUGGACAGACCACGAGGCGAACGAUCCGCCGAAUUACGUGACGGGUUCGCCGCCGAAGUCGGAACAGCACAACAAGACCGAGAGCACCGACAAACGGAGCAGGCUUUUUACCCGCGACAGAGGAGUACCGGGUACCAACAAGUCUAAAAAGCACAGCCUCAGCGUGGACCUGAAGCCGCCAGCAGACUUGAAUAGUUCCGAGCCGAGGAAAGCGUUGGUCGAGCAAUUAAGCCGGGUUUUGCCGGAUGACAGUUUACCGGAUGCUGUGUCGCUAGUGUCGCUGGCUGAUCCAGGUGCGGCUGUGCUGGCCACCAGACUUCAAGAGAGGAACCACAGAGUCCUGACGACCGCUUCACCCGCGGACAUUCGUGCCACGUUCACGUGCCUGGUCACUCGAAUACAAAAAUUUUGUAACAGCUCCGCUAAGCCGCCUGCACCGAUCAAAGUAGUAAUAGCUGGCGGAGAUAGUUUUGUGAACGCGGUGCUGCGCCAUUACGUGGAUCACCUAAGUUUUCGACCACAAAAUUACCUGAAAUUCUUCGUCGUACCUCUGGGUUCCAACACGUUGUCCAAGUACCUCGGCUCGAUAGACGCCAAAUACUCGAUGCUAUUCGGCGACGAGUGGAAAGAACUGCUGGAAAGAGAGGGUGGUGGCGCAAGCGAGGGUGCAGCUAGGGUGUCGGAGUAUUUGACGACGGCUGGUACAACCCUGCUGCUACCCAUUGCGGAAGCCAUGGUUACGUACAGGGAAACAGACGACAGCAGCCAAAUCUUCAUCCCAUUCAUAAACGACGUACGCGUGGGCUGCCCUGACAGCAGUUCCUCAGCGUCGGUCGACCUAGAGGAAAGCAACGUGACCAUGUCAGGUUCUCCACCCUCUCUGCCACCCCCUGGAUUACCUAUUCCACUUCCAGGCAGGUUAACACCACCCAGCAGCCCUAACGUUGGCCAGCCAACCAGAGAAGGCUGGGAACCAGUCGAGUUACAACUUGAUUAUUGGAGCAAACAGACUCAAGGUGAGAAGGGCAAGAACACAUUGAGACAGGCCUUCAGGGCACUGCACGUCCAGAGACUUCCACCUCUAGGCGAGACUCCUGGUCACUACUUGUCUAUGAACUACACCACAAAGGAGAAGAAGCAGAAAAUAAUGAGACUGGGUAAGAAGAAGGAGAAAGAGAAGGAAAACGAGCCAAAGAGUCAAACGGUCGAUGGAGUGACGCGACUUAUAUGCUCUGCAAAGACUCACAACAUUCCAUUAAGAGUGAGCAUCGAUGGUACCGAGUGGUACGGCGUGAAAUUCUUCCAACUAUCGGCGCAGUGGCAGACGCACAUCAAGACGUUUCCGAUUGCCAUGUUGGAGUAUAAUCCUCAGCAGCAAGUUCCCAACCCCACGUAAACACUACCCCCGUUUUCGCCAGAGGCCAGACAUUUUGCCAGAUUUCGUUUGUGUUCAUGGAUAUUGCCAAUUAGGAUCAUCAGCUUAGCUUAUCGCGCAAACCCGAUAACCAUCAAAUCCUCGAAACCGAAAAGAAAACACGAUAAAGAAACAUAGUUACGCAAUAGUGUGCAAGUUUGUACAAUGGACAGUCAGCUGCUUUAAACCAGAAGCCAUUGGAGCUGAUACAGGCAAGUAUCCGAAUGCUGCCUUUCUGUUUGAUUAGUCUUUCACUUUGUUUCUCAUCAUCCUCCAAUUCCUUAUUACAGUUUGUCGUUUUUAUUUCGAAAAAAGAAAGCAGGAAAAUUGUUCCACGGUACGCUCUUCUUGCGUAAAAAUUACCAAGAGUACGCGAGUAGCAAUCGUUACUUCAGACUGAAAUGUAUUGAACAGCGGUAAACGUGGUUAACACAUAUCGUAUUACAAUUAAUAUAAAUAAUGACGAUGAUGAUGGAUUUCGUUGGUUAUGGGAAUGCCAUAGACUGUGCGAGAGCGUGUUUCUUCGAACACACGAUAUCCUAGCAGGAGCAUGCGUCUGAUACGAUAUUCGAUUUUUCUGUAGAAUGGGAGAACAUGACAUGAGAAUCGUUUGAAUCGUAUUCACUCCCUAUUCCCUCCCUCGAUGCGUGUACAUAUAGGAUUUUUUAAAGACCGAGCAUAGGAAAAUCGAUCGGUUUCGUUGCAAGUCGAACUGAUAUAUUUGCUAAGAUAUAUAGAUCUUCGUCUAAAUCGCAAGGUAGCGAGCAGAGGUUAGCGUUAAAUUAUGUAAUUUAUUUAAUUAACGUGUAUUCUAUAUACGAUCGCAUAUAGCAAUGGAGCAUACAGCGACGUUAUCGAAAGAAGUCUGUGAUACAGGCAAACAUUUCUCUUAGCGCACAAACCUGUUGUUUAGAGAAAGAUGACCGUGUAUAGUUCGCAAAUUCGAGCGAGAAUUUCGACGGAAGAAUCUUCUCUGGAAAA